Closterium sp. Naga37s-1 is the source of this 1035-nucleotide messenger RNA. NCBI's taxonomy places the organism in Eukaryota, Viridiplantae, Streptophyta, Zygnematophyceae, Desmidiales, Closteriaceae. The record is from the annotation of a GenBank genome assembly.
AUGGAGCCGUACGGCAUCGGCUUCAAGGCAGCUCCCGGCCGGUUCAGCAACGGCCGACUCACGAUCGACCUCAUUACCGAGGAUAUGGGAAGCGACUACCUCAUGCCUUACAUCACCAAGUCGCUCGUCUCCAAGCAGGGCACCAGCUUCGCCACGGCAGGCGCCGGCACCAAGCCCUGGAUCAACAGCAACCAGACGUGGAGCUUGCAGCAUCAGCUGGAGUUCUUCAGUCAGUACGCUGCCGACCGCAGGGGAAUGCUACACGGACCGUGUAGUCUCUGUCUUUGCUACUUCACAGCCAUUGCCACUCUUGAACCUUUCUCCUCCUCCCGUUCUCCCGUUCCUUUCCUCUACCACACCCUCUCCGAACCUUUCCAUACCUUUCCACAGAAAUUCAACACAGCGGUCUUCGUUAUCAGCAUCGGCACCAACGACUAUCUCGACGCGAUUCUAGGAGACGGAGGCGACAAGGCGGCAGCAGACCUCGUCUCCUCCACCACCAACGCGAUCGUGGAGGCAAUCCUCUUGCUCUUCAAAACCACGCGCGCCACUAAGUUUGUUGUUUACGACGUGCCUCCUCUCGGCUGCAUUCCCGCCGUGCGCUUAGCUAAGGGUCUUGUGAGCGAGUCGGCCGGGUGCUACGAGCCGGCCAAUCAGAUCGCGGCGGAUCACAACCAGGCGCUGUCGAUGAAGCUGGACAAGCUGCGGGCGGCGGGAGUGAAGGAUUUGAUUCUGUUCCGCAUGUCCAGCGGAUUCGACAAUCUUCUGCUCAAGGACGGAACUGCUUUCACCAGCAAGCUCACUCCGUGCUGCCAGGGCGAAACCCCCAAGGGCGAGAGAAUUUCUUGCGGGCAGACCGUGGAGGAGGGAGGCAAGAACUACACCGCAUCAGUGUGCGACGAGCCGGCCAAGUCCGUGUGGUGGGACGACUAUAACCCUACCGAGGCUGCUAAUAACGCGCUCGAGUUUGUGCUGUGGAACAGCAACAGCAUCAUGUAUGUGCGGCCCAACGGUCUCAAGCAGGCAUUGGAGUAA